Molecule: messenger RNA, 1389 nt
Organism: Penicillium pulvis
Lineage: Eukaryota; Fungi; Ascomycota; Eurotiomycetes; Eurotiales; Aspergillaceae
Product: hydrogen/calcium exchanger domain-containing protein
Exons: 2
Coding region: 1-1389 (462 amino acids)
Biological process (GO): calcium ion transmembrane transport; intracellular calcium ion homeostasis
Cellular component (GO): fungal-type vacuole membrane
Molecular function (GO): calcium:proton antiporter activity
Source: RefSeq, a predicted model, not a curated record
AUGGGCUCCAUCAGACCCGAAAUCGAAGAGUCGCACAUGCAUGAAGGCGGAGACGGAGUAUUCGCGACUCAGGAAAAGGGUCAUCAAAGCUCAAUUCUGCCGACCUUGGAGAAACACCACCCAACGCGAUAUGUGCUGGGAUUAUUUCGAGUGGAUAGUGCCGGAGAGAGUGGCCGCUCGGGGAUUCAUCCUAUCCAUUUCUUUCGUGUGGUCUUCAGGAGUGUUUGCACCGCUUCGAUGAUGGUAAAUAUCCUUUGGCCCUUCGUUCCAGCCGCGAUUGUCAUGCACUUCGCUCGACCCGACCUUCAUGUCUGGGUCUUCGCCCUCAAUUAUAUCGCCAUGGUCCCGUCCGCGAACGUCCUUGGAUUCGCAGGAGGAGAAUUGGCCAAAAAGCUACCCAAAACCUUGGGAGUCCUACUGGAGACGGGAAUUAGUUGCUCAGUGGAACUCGUGCUGUUCAUGGUGUUGCUUCACAAUGACAAGAAGGGUGAGGGUAACCUCAUUCCGGUCAUCCAAGCUGCAAUUCUCGGGUCUAUUCUCGCAAACCUACUGCUUUGCCUGGGCACCUGCUUUUUUGUUGGAGGCCUCCGGCGAAAUGAGCAAGAGUUCCACGGGGCCAUCAGUGAGGUGGGCACAGGAUUGUUGCUGGUCGCUGGGUUUGGCUUGCUGAUUCCCAGCGCUUUCUACUCCGCGCUAAAGUCUGCUACCAAUACGGAGUUUACGCUGGCCAUGCUAGAGGAUUAUACCAUGCAGAUUAGUCGUGCCACAGCCGUGGUACUUCUCAUCGCAUUUAUUGUAUUCCUCAUUUUCAAUCUGCACAGCCACAACACAAUGUUUGACGACAUCUUGGAGACUGAUGAGGCCCAAGAUGAGGACAGACAUAAAGAAUUGAACAGGGCAAAGCUCACCUUCGCAGAAUGCUUGGUGGCGAUUGUGAUCGCCCUGACCUGUGUUAGCUUAUCGGCAGUGUUCCUGGUGCAAGAGAUUGAGCAUAUCGUGGCCCUUGGAGUCUCCGACAAUUUUCUGGGAUUAAUUUUGGUUCCACUGGUUGAGAAGGCUGCUGAGCAUCUGACGGCAGUGGACGAAGCCUGGGAUAACCAAAUCAACUACGCCCUCUUCCAUUGCAUGGCUCCCUCCAUUCAGACCGCUCUGCUCAAUGCGCCAUUGGCAGUCAUUGUGGGCUGGGGCCUAGACAAGGAUAUGAGCCUCAACUUCGAGAUCUUCAUGGUCGUUCUUCUGGUGUUGUCGAUUCUGGUCGUAGGCAAUUUCUUGCGAGAUGGCAAGUCAAACUACUUGGAAGGAGCUCUAUGUGUGUUGAUCUAUGUUAUUAUUGCGGUCACUACUUGGUAUUAUCCCAAGGUCGACGUGGCGUCGACUAAUCAAGCCUAA